GCGAAUUGGGAGGAUUCUGUCUCGCCGCCUGCCUCGGUUAUUUCGAAGGGCCUGAAGAAGUGGACUGUUGCCGGGCGCGCCUUCUCGCCGCCGGCCCUUCACGGCGGAGGCUGAGCCCCGUCCGCUGUUGUUGUCAUGUGGAAGGCGAAGAUUCUGUUGCUGGAUAUGUCUUUUCAUCUGGUUUGGUAAUGCGUCAGAAGAAUUGCUUCAAACUAUAAUGGAUUUUAAGUGGUACUGUCAAGAAAAUAGGCUUUAUAAUAAAGUUUAUGUCUGACAAGUGGUGCAGCUUACUACACACAACAAUGACAACCUCUCAUAUGAAUGGACAUGUAACAGAAGAUUCUGACAGUGAAACAAAAAAUGUGGAUCUUGCACCUCUGGAGGAGACUCAGAAGCACAGAGAGAUGGCUGUUGAUUGCCCUAGCGAUCUGGGAACUAGGAUGAUGCCACUACGGCGGAGUGCUCAACUUGAGCGGAUUCGGCAACAGCAAGAGGACCUGAGGCGAAGACGGGAAGAGGAGGGAAAGAAACAGGAGCUGGACCUGAAUUCUUCUAUACGUCUGAAGAAGCUAGCUCAGAUCCCUCCCAAAACUGGAAUAGACAACCCUAUGUUUGAAACAGGAGAAGGAGUUAUUCUGGAGAGCCCACAUUGCGCUGUGAAAAUCCUAGAAGUUGAUGAGCUGCUGUCUUCUCUUAAGCAUGUCCAGCACACUUUGGUAGAUCCUCAAAGUCAAGAGGAAGUUGCUCUAAUUUUACAGCUUGUGCAAAACACUGACUUUCAAAAUGCUUUUAAGAUACAUAAUGCUGUUACCGUGCAUAUGAACAAAGCAAGUCCUCCAUAUCCUCUUAUCUCCAAUGCACAAGAGCUUGCACAAGAGGUACAGAAUGUUUUGAAACCAAGCCAUCAGAAAGAUGGAGUAGAGCUUAAUUCUUUAUUAAAUGCACCUCAUAUUCAGGCAUUGCUUUUGGCUCAUGAUAAAGUUGCUGAGCAGGAAAUGCAACCAGAGCCAGUGACAGAUGAAAAGAUUUAUGAGAAUGUUGGUUUGUAUGGAGGAGAGACAGUUAAAAUAGUUCGCAUUGAGAAGGCUAGAGAUAUUCCAUUGGGUGCUACAGUACGCAAUGAAAUGGAUUCAGUCAUCAUUAGUCGAAUAGUAAAGGGAGGUGCUGCAGAAAAGAGUGGCCUAUUGCAUGAAGGUGAUGAAGUUCUGGAAAUUAAUGGAAUCGAAAUUCGUGGAAAAGAUGUUAAUGAGGUUUUUGAUUUACUGGCGGACAUGCAUGGCACUCUGACAUUUGUGCUGAUUCCCAGUCAACAGAACAAACCACCACCUACCAAGGAGACUGUGAUUCACGUGAAAGCUCACUUUGAUUAUGAUCCAUCUGAUGACCCCUAUGUCCCUUGCAGAGAGCUAGGGCUAUCCUUUCAAAAGGGGGAUAUACUUCAUGUGAUCAGCCAAGAAGAUCCAAACUGGUGGCAGGCCUACCGAGAUGGAGAUGAAGAAAAUCAGCCUUUGGCGGGCCUUAUUCCAGGAAAAAGUUUUCAGCAGCAAAGAGAAGCUAUGAAGCAAACUAUAGAGGAAGACAAAGAGCCAGAAAAAUCAGGGAAACUUUGGUGUGCGAAGAAAAACAAAAAAAAGCGGAAGAAAGUUUUGUAUAAUGCCAAUAAAAAUGAUGAUUAUGACAACGAGGAGAUCCUGACUUAUGAGGAAAUGUCACUUUAUCACCAACCAGCAAAUAGGAAAAGACCCAUUGUCCUGAUUGGUCCACAGAACUGUGGUCAAAAUGAACUGCGGCAAAGGCUAAUGAACAAUGAAGUUGACCGGUUUGCUUCUGCAGUUCCUCAUACAACACGAAAUAGGAGAGACAAUGAAAUAGCUGGCAGAGAUUACCAUUUUGUAUCACGACAAGUAUUUGAGACUGACAUAGCAGCAGGAAAGUUCAUUGAGCAUGGCGAAUUUGAGAAGAAUCUGUAUGGUACCAGCACAGACUCUGUCCGGCAAGUGAUCAAUUCUGGAAAGAUAUGUCUCUUAAAUCUUCAUACACAGUCAUUGAAGAGCCUACGCAAUUCAGACUUGAAACCAUAUAUUAUCUUCAUUGCACCACCUUCACAAGAGCGGCUUCGUGCAUUACUGGCCAAAGAGGGCAAAAAUCCAAAGCCAGAAGAACUACGAGAUAUCAUAGAGAAAACCAGAGAGAUGGAACAAAACAAUGGCCAUUACUUUGAUACAGCAAUUGUGAAUUCUGAUAUCGAUAAAGCAUAUCAAGAAUUACUUCGUUUAAUUAACAAACUUGAUACAGAACCUCAGUGGGUUCCAUCCUCCUGGCUACGGUGAAAGAGAUCACGUCCAAGGGAGAUAAGAACUCUGACAGUAGAAGACUGCUCAUCCUAGAUAUUAGAUGACAGGUUAAGCUCUGUGUGCACUGAUGAUCAGUGUACUACAUUUUUAAAAAUAACAUGCAGUCUGAGACAAUUCUACUGUGAUUUAGAAUGUCUGGGUUUUCCUUACCUUUUUAUCAGACAUGGGCAUUCUGAACAAGCCACUACAUUUUUAAUAAUUCAAAUAGCCUUUCAACCAGCUGCUUUAAAUUUACCUUUUCUGUCUAGAGUUUUGUUCUUAAAACAAGUAUAUAUAAAUGAUCCCUGAUCAUUAUAAAUAUUGGUUAUUUAACACUGUUAACUUAAUGAUCUUGUGGACAUGAUUGUAGUUUUCAAAAAUACCUUUACAGAAUAUUGGACAAAGGAAUUAAUCUAUAAGGGUAAUGGAGGAAUUAAUCUGCAAGUUCUCUCAACUUUAUAAGGGGCCACUUUGAUCCGGAGUUGCCCUCUUAGGCUUGAAUUUGUUUUUAGUGGUGAAACAUUCCAUUAUCUAAUAGCACUACGAUUUUUGAAAAUGUGUACAAUGUAAAUAUUUCAAACUUUUUUGUCUUUAGUUACUUUGUAAAUCAGAUUGACAGCUUAUUAAAUAACUCUAAGUCCAAUGGAAGGUGAAUUAUAUAUAUAAGUUGAUAUUUAGAUUUGAUAUUUUUAUGGAAUUUGUUUUUCUCUUGGCUACAUCACUCAAUUGGAAGCUCCUGUUAUCCAAUGGAACUGUAGAAGACUUUAGAAGGGAAGCUAUAUUUUUAUGAAAAUAGGCAUUCUUAUAUGGAUUUUUUAAAGGUUUUGCUUCCUUACAAUGUAAAAUUGUCUUUUAUAACCAUGAACACAGACUUUGGGAUGGUGAAUAUUAGAGUAUUUUCUUGUAUUUUUAUACCUAGGCACAAGAUGUCUCAUGGCUGUUGGUCAUGUAGGUAGUUAACUGGAGUUAAUAUUAAGUAACCAAGUUAUUGCCCUGGAGUAGUAAGAUAAUGUGAACGUUACUAAAUUAGGAACUUGGCAUGUUCUGUUUUCUAGAACCAUUAUAUCCCUAUGUGCAAUUGAGAUGCCCAUGAAGGUUCAAAUAUUCCAGCUGUUCCAUCUAUGAAGCUUCCAACUGUAGCUGCCUUUUGAAAUGGACUAGUUUUGUUGCUUCUUUGUUGGUGGCACCCUUGAAUGUGAAUAUUAAUAGUUUUUCUUUGUUCUCAAUCAUAGCUUUUAUUUUUAUAUACUGUCAUACACUGGAAUUACUUCAACAUGUAGCUGAAUAUAAUAGUGAAGAAUUAGCUGUCUUUCCAUGUACUUUCAUAUUUUCCCCUAAAAGAUCUAACAAAAAAAUCCAGGCAAGAUUGAUAUUUUUUGUGUUCAUAGUUGGACAUAGUAUAUAUAUUGGCAUAUGGAGAGUGUGGAAAAAGUUACUUAAGAACUGAAAUUCCUCAGUAUUAUGAUCUAUCCUCCACCAUGGGAAAAAAGAGAAUUUGGAAAUACCCAUCAGCUCUCCUUCUAUGCAGAUUAUAUGCAAUGGUCUUAAAAUGUAGCACAUUUAUCAAGAUAUUGUAAAAUCACUCAACAAUGUGCCUCCAUCCAAUAAAGCCUUUGGGUAGGAAAUAGAAAUAAUAUGGAAAAAUCAAUGUGUAUCGUUGUUGAAGCUGACAAAUAAUUAUUUGUUUUAAAUGGUCAACUUUGCCUAUUUUGCAAGGCACAAAGAUGAAUGCUGUGGUGGUCCUUUCUUUGAUUUGAUGUAAUAGGAGUCACCAAAAUUCAGAAUUUUGACCCAUGUGGAUGUAAAGUUUCCCAUUUUUUAACUAAUGGGAUCAGGGAUGGACAGUGAGAUCACAUAGGCCCUUCCUUUAUUAAAUUCAAAUCUGACCCUCACUCCGCUUAGCUAUGAUUUGUUACAUCUAUACUGAUGUUAAUUCUGGCCAUUUGGAGCUGUUUACAAAUCCUAGGUUAUGGGUUGCUCUGGAAAGCACUAACAAUGAUUAAAAUAGGUGCAGAUAUGAAUCAUGGUUAAGAGUGGUAGAAUUUGCACACAAGAAGGAAGGGCUGGCCUGUUCCCACUCCUUCAACCAUGGCUAAAUCAUGGAAAGGGGUUUAUGUCUGCACCAUUAUUCUGUGGAUUAUCCAAAUGUAUUUGUCACCUUCUGUAAGUAGCAUGGUGCUGAUGCCUUUGAGGUCUAAACUUAAAUUACAUGUGGAAAAAUACUUUUAUCAGUACAUUAAACCUAAGUAAAUUCUGAUGCAAUCCAUGAUGAAUGGUAGGACAGUAGAUGAAAUACUGUCAUGCUACACCAGUAUGUUAAAGAGUUAGUGUGGUAAGCAAUAAAAACCCUUUUGCUUUUUCCAUCCCCCUUUUGAAUUUGUGAAAUAAUUGAGAACUUGAGUGGUUAUAGUCUUCUGGAUAGAGAAAUUAUUAGAUAUUGUUAGGUGUGCCACUACUUGCAUCUGUGUAUGCAGUAAGAAUGAUGGUAUAACAAUCCCACUAAGCUCUGGUUAAAGAAAUAUAAUGGUAAUAAACAGUAGUAAUCCACAAAAGGUCUUAACAGGUCUUUCAAAGAUCAGCCAAUAAUAACUGAAUUGAAACUUCUCAGCUACUCUACUCCUGAAGUGUGUAUUUCAGGGAAGGAUGUUCUGCAAUCUUAACCUGCAGAAAAGUAGACAUGUAUUUUUGGAAGAGGGUGAGGGAAUUCAAAACUUUUUCCAAAGCAGACAGUAUUCCAUUUUAUAAAUAGCUUUGCCAUAACUGAGAGCCAUUGUACUGCAUUUUGCUAAGGUAGUUAAAUGGGGGGAAAUGUUCCUUAAUUAAGAUACCCCUGUUGACAAACCAUGAAUCAUGUGUCUUUAAACAUGAGAGAGAGGGAGGGGAUGACUCCAAUAACAUUUAAGGUAACCCUACCUGUAUCUAUAAAUAGCCCCUAUUUGAAGCUUGAUACCAAGUACCUGCACUCUAUUUUGAGAUGUUAUCAAUUGUACAUCAAUGUAAAAAUGUAAAAUUCUAUUUCUAGCCUACAAGUAAAUCACUGUAAAUGUAUUUUUAGCUAAUAUAUUUCGGUUCUUAUUGGCUUAUUACAGGUCAUUGUGCCAGAAAACAAAAGUAUGGAGUUCGAUAAAAGGACUGCAAUGCAGCCUGUAGCCAGAAUUGCCCCAAGUUGUCGGUAUAAAUCUUUGCUGUUAUCCUGGUUGUCAUUGUGUUCCUUCCAAUAUGUGAGUGGACUUCCACUCACACCAUGGGACCUCCCCUGCACCACCACCCAAACUCUGAUCCAGAGUAUUCCCCUCAUCUCUCUGGAGCAGAGUUGGGGGGCAGGGAAAUCUCUUCUGCAAGCAGUGUCCCUACUUCUGAUCACAGUUGGAUACAACCUAUUGUCAGAGGUGGUAGAGUAGUACUUCGUAAAACCACAAUGUACUGGAUGGAGACAGCAAAAUGGGUGGCAACAAAAGCCAGCUCACCAUUUUUCUAGCCUGACGUCCUCUUGACAUUCACUGCAAUCUAUGCAAUAUUAAACAUAGUAAUUUCUCGAUGCAAAUAUUUAUCUAUAGGAUACAGAUUCUUCACAGAUUAGCAGACUAAAGGUUACUUGGGGUUGCUAUCAAAGGCCCUCUGUGUUUUAUCCAGGUAAAUACUUUCCCCCAAAUUGCAUUGCCUCAGCUUUGUAUGGAUAACUAAUAUCAUAGAGACAUGGCCAUGUGAUUUAGUUCUACUGGCAAUUGCAUCAUGAGAAUGUGUGAAGUGGGUCUAAGAAUAUUAUAAAUUUCUUCUUGCUUUUUAUGUUUCAGCAUAAUUUAAAUCUGGCCUAUUACUUCAGGCACAAUUUGUAACAUCAUGAUGACAAUUAAGGUACUUGACUGAAAAAUGAAACUUGAAUAUUGCAUGUGUUUAAUUGUGGAGGUUUUUCAGUAUCCUUUGGAAAGGAAUUAGCAUAUCUUGCACCAUUAUUAUUUGCUUACCAAAAAUAAAGGUCACUACUUACUCA
Elgaria multicarinata webbii is the source of this 6324-nucleotide messenger RNA. RefSeq names its product protein associated with LIN7 1, MAGUK p55 family member (gene PALS1). Gene Ontology annotation, molecular function: protein binding. Gene Ontology annotation, cellular component: adherens junction; plasma membrane. Gene Ontology annotation, biological process: protein localization to plasma membrane; establishment or maintenance of epithelial cell apical/basal polarity; morphogenesis of an epithelial sheet. Lineage: Eukaryota; Metazoa; Chordata; Lepidosauria; Squamata; Anguidae. The record is from RefSeq and is a predicted model, not a curated record. The transcript has 14 exons. Bases 267 to 2330 code for a protein of 687 amino acids.